AUGUGUGGUAAAAACAGUGGUCUGGUGACCAGAAUACUUGAACUUAAUCCAAACGCAUCAUGGACUCACUGCAACCUUCACAGAGCAGCGUUAGUAUCAAAAUGUACAUCUGAUGAUUUUAAAAAUGUUUUGAACACUUCCAUUAAAAUAGUGAACUUAAAGUCAAAGCCAUUGCAAUCGCGCUUAUUUGAGAAGUUGUGCGAAGAAAUGGGAAGCAAUCAUAAAUCACUUCUUCUGCACACAGAAGUACGUUGGCUCUCGAAGGGUAAAGUGCUAACAAGACUUACAGAACUCCGCGAAGAAGUUGCUAUAUUUCUGGAAGGUAAAAGCGGAAAUUAUGACUGUUUUGAAACAUUUCAAACCUUUGUAAUGGAGAAUGAAGCAAAAGUUGAUGACGAUAUAAUCAUUGAGAUAUCUGAACUCAAAACUCUCUUUCAGCUUAUUCAAGUGUUUUAUUUCCUUGAAGAAAUGAAAAAUAUCCAAGAGAAAAAAUGGAUUAUGAACACCUUUGAGCCUGAUAUAACGAGUGGGAUAUCGACAAAAGCUGAGGAAGAACUUUUUGAUUUAUCUGAGGACGCUUUGUUAGAAAUGAACUUUAACAGCAGAAAACUGAUGCAGUUCUGGGUGUCUUUUCGAAAACCGUACUCAAUCCUUUCCACUGAAGCUUUAAAGGUACUUCUCUCUUUCUCAUCGUCAUAUCAUUUUGAAGUUGGAUUUUUAGCAAUGGUAGGAAUCAAAAACAAAUUCCGAAAUAAACUUCAAUUGUCAAAUUCCUUACGCCUGAAACUAACCUACAUUGAUGUUGAUGUCAAUGCCAUUCUUGACAGUAACAAGAAACAAGCACAUCCUUCACACACGCCUCGUUGUUAA
This is a messenger RNA of Limulus polyphemus (Atlantic horseshoe crab), 870 nucleotides long. RefSeq names its product zinc finger BED domain-containing protein 5-like. Lineage: Eukaryota; Metazoa; Arthropoda; Merostomata; Xiphosura; Limulidae. The record is from RefSeq and is a predicted model, not a curated record. Bases 1 to 870 code for a protein of 289 amino acids. The transcript has 2 exons.